Messenger RNA from Candidula unifasciata, 150 nucleotides. The record is from the annotation of a GenBank genome assembly. NCBI's taxonomy places the organism in Eukaryota, Metazoa, Mollusca, Gastropoda, Stylommatophora, Geomitridae.
UUAAUCCUCAUUGCGCCGAAUGACGCAUACCCAUAUCAGUAUCCUUUGUGGGGAAGGAUCAUUGCCUGGAUUCUCUCGGCUUCAUGCUCUGUAAGCAUAAUUCUGGUCGCUUACAUCCAAGUGGCCCGUGCAAGCGGCACUUUCAAGGAG